AUGCGCGCCUUUGUUAUUUGGAUAUUUGUAUCGUGCUAUUUUCUUGGUUUUGGUGCCACUGCUCAAGGGCAGUCCACCCCGUCUAUUUGUUCCCCCUCGUGCCACUGCGAUGAAGAUGGGCUUGUUGACUGCUCCGGGAAGGGACUUAUUGCUAUUCCAGUCGGUUUAAGUGCUUUCACGUACCAUCUGGAGGUCAGCAUGAACAACAUCACUGAAUUGCCUGCAGACGUCUUUAAAAACUUUCCCUACCUGGAAGAACUACGCCUGGCAGGAAAUGACCUUGCAUUCAUCGACCCGUCUGCCCUGUCCGGACUGAAUCAGCUAAAAAUCCUGAUGCUCUCAAAUAAUCAACUGAAGACUGUCCCCAGUGCAGCUCUGAAAGACCUCCAUGCUCUGCAGUCUCUGCGAAUGGAUGCCAACCACAUCACCUCGGUCCCAGAGGACAGCUUCAAAGGACUUCAGCAGCUACGCCACCUUUGGUUGGAUGACAACAACCUUACGGAGGUUCCCAUUGGUUCCCUCCGACACCAGGCCAACCUUCAAGCAUUAACAUUGGCACUCAACCGCAUCUCUUACAUCCCAGACAAUGCUUUUGCGAACCUUACCAGUCUGGUGGUGCUGCAUCUCCAUAACAACAGGAUAAAAGAGAUUGGGGAGCACUGUUUCAACGGGCUGGUCAAUUUAGAGACAUUAGACCUCAACUUCAACAACCUCAUGGUUUUUCCCAGAGCAAUAGAGGCCCUGCCUAAACUCAAGGAACUUGGUUUCCAUAGCAACGAUAUAGCUUCCAUACCUGAAGGUGCCUUCCACAAAAACCCUCUGUUGCGAACCAUCCACCUCUAUGACAACCCUCUGUCGUUCGUCGGGGCUACAGCUUUCCAGAACCUAACCGACCUGCACUCUCUGAUGCUGCGUGGCGCCAGUCAGAUGCAGGACUUCCCAAUCCUUACUUCCACUAACAACCUGGAAAGUCUGACCCUAACUGGCACCAAAAUAUCCUCCAUUCCAGCCCAUUUGUGUGAAGACCUGAAGUUGCUUCGCACAUUAGACCUGUCCUAUAACCAGAUAGAGGCGCUACCGUCUUUCCACGGAUGUGUCGCACUGCAGGAGCUAAACCUGCAACAGAAUCACGUUCAACAAAUCAACCGAGACACUUUCCAUGGACUCGGUUCUCUUCGCUUGCUAGAUCUGAGCAGGAAUGGCAUGGUAUCCAUCCACAGAGAUGCUUUCCUCUCCCUGACCGCACUUACAAACCUAGACCUGAGUAUGAACUCUCUCACGGGGGUCCCGACAACGGGUCUGAAUUCGCUCAGCCAGCUGAAGCUCUCAGGGAACCUGCAGAUGAAAAAUAUGCUGAGUGCAAAGAGCCUGCCGAAACUGCGAUCACUCUCUGCGCCGUAUGCCUACCAGUGCUGUGCUUUUGCGGACUGUAGCCCCAUGAUGGGUCAUUCAGAAGCUGACGACCUGAAGCAACCCACAGAUGGGGAAGAUGUUGAGAGAAUCUCAAUGAUAAUGCGCUGCACCCCCUCACCAGGAGCGUUCAAGCCCUGCGAGCAUCUCCUGGGCAACUGGAUGAUCCGCGUGACGGUGUGGUUCAUCGGCCUGGUGGCGCUGGUCUUCAACUCUCUGGUGCUGGUGGUCACCUUCGGCCCCAUGCGUCGGGCCUCGGGCCCGGGCCCCUGCCGCCCCCAGGGCUCCUCCCUCUCCGGGGCCCGGCUGCUCACGGGCCUGCUGGCCCUCGCCAACCUGCUGACGGCGCUGUACGUGGCGGUGCUCUCCCUGCUGGACCUCGCCACCUGGGGCUCCUUCGCCGAGUUCGGCGUGUGGUGGGAGAUGGGCCCGGGCUGCGCGCUCGCCGGCGCCCUGGCCGUCUUCUCCUCGGAGUGGGCGGUCCUCCUGCUGGCGCUGGCCGCCGUGGAGCGCGGCGCGGCGGUGCGCGCCGUCCUCCGGAAGAGCGCGCCGUCCCCGCGGCGGGACGCGCCGGCCUGCCUGCGGGGGGACCGGCGCUUCGGCGCGGCGGCGGGCGCGCUGGCGCUGGUGGCCGCCGCCGCCGCCGCCCUGCCCCGCGCGGCCUCCGGCGAGCCCUCGGCGUCGCCGCUCUGCCUGCCCUUCGCCGGCGGCCGGGGCGCGGCGCUGAGCGUGGCGCUGGCGCUGGUGCUGCUCAACGCCCUCGCCUACCUGUUCACGGCCGCCGUCUACACCCAGCUGUACUGCCGGCUGGGCCGCACCGCCCUGGCGGACCCGGGGCAGAGCGGCGCCCUGCGCCACGUGGCCUGGCUCAUCUUCACCAACUGCGUCUUCUUCUGCCCCCUGGCCGCCUUCUCCUUCGCCCCGCUGCUCGCCGCGUCGGGCGCGGCGGCCGGCGGGCCGGAGAUCGCCAAGUCGGUGGUGCUGCUCUUCUUCCCGCUGCCCGCCUGCCUCAACCCCGUGCUCUACGUCUUCUUCAGCCCGGCCUUCAGGGAGGACUGGCUGCGGCUGAGGGCCGGGGUGCGAGGGGGCGGGGCCAGAGGGGGCGGGGCGAAGGCGGUCGCCGGGGCCCAGGGCGCACGAGGAGGAGGAGGAGGAGGCGCCGGCGGCGGGCCCGUGGCGCUGGGGGCGUACGGCUGCGGCGGGGCCUACGCGCCCCUCUGCGGGGAGGCGGUGGCGGUGUGCGCGCAGUGCGAGGCGGCGCUGCGCGCCAGGACCUGCGCCUUGCCUCCCCCGACCUCCUCCUCGUCCUCCUCGUCCUCCUCGUCCUCCUCCGCCUGCAGACACUUGGUGAAGUCCCACAGCUGCCCCACGCUGAUGGCGGGGGCCGCGGCGCCGUGCCCGCGGUCGGAGGGCUACUGGGCCGACCGCGGCACGCCCUCGGCCCAGUCGGAGUGCGCCGACGAGGGGGACUCGUUCCUGUCCGACAGCUCGGACCAGGUGCAGGCCUGCGGCCGCGCCUGCUUCUGCCAGAGCCGAGGCCUCCCCCUGGUGCACUACUCGUACAACAUACCUCGCAUCAAGGACUAAGACAGCCCGCCGGAGGUGUGUGUGUGUGCGUGCGUGCGUGUGUGCGUGCGUGUGUUCGUGUCCGACGAGCCUCGUUUGUGUAAUGUGCAGACUACCCUGUCAAUAGACUCUUCGGAAAGCACUUAUUUUUCUAAACAAAACGCCUAAAGGGAACGGUGUGUCAUGUGAACUGACAGGGCCGCUGCUGGUGUUCCAGGAUGUAACUGAGCGUGCGCGCGAGCUAGCCAAGAAGGAUGUCACUCAGGAGGUCCUUGCUACCAGUGCCUGCUUCUCGGUUCAAGUUGGACUAAAUAUGAGUAUCUUACGGACCUCAACCUGUCACUUCUAGCUACGGUUCUUGUGCCCAUUUCCGCUUCACCUGUACGUGCUAUUAGUGCUCAAAUAUCGUCUAUAUAUAUAUAUUAUUUUAAACUUCUAUGUCGCUGUGGAACUUUAUGGUAAUUGUAGCAAUGGUAUUCAUCUUCAUUUGUUUAGUUUUAAUGAACUGUACCUUCAGGAGAGGUUUGGGGGUAAACAGAGAGAGAGGGGUCUUAAAGGUAGGGGGAUAGGAUAAGGACAAAUCGUGCAGCACACCAAACCCUUCUCAUCUAAUCGAAAUCCACUCUUCCUUCUCUGUCACGGUUAAGUACCCUGUACUUGCAUUUUGUGAAAGCAUGACAAAUGAUUCGUCAUUUAAUCAGAAGCGGUUUUUCACUGUACAAAAAAGUAUGACAACGAAUGUGAUAAAAAAGUAGCCAAUAUCACUGUUUUUCCAACAGCCGUGCUGGGUUGUAUCGUGUGCUGCUUUAAUUUAUUAUUUUGUGCAGCAAGAAUGUGUGGGUCGCAGUAACUUCAGGUAUAUGAAUGGUGGCCUUUGGAUGAUGAAUGCACAUAACCCCAGCACUCGCUACCAUUAGAGCACCUCUCGUGAAAAUUCAAUCCAAAUACUUUUUCCUGUUCCUUUUGUAUGUUAGUACUGUAAAUGUUCAAUGAUGGCUCAACAUGUAAUUUGUAGUCUUAAGUUGCACAUAUUGCGUGCUCACAGUCCGAUUCAAAUUUAGCAGUCGGCGAUUGACUCGUUUUUCAGCAUAAUCUUUGUAAUAAAAUGAACUUCAUACAUAACUAUCGCGGUAGGGGGCCAUCUAAUGGUUAUCGGUGUAACUUUUCCUCCGAGGACAUUUUGUGCGAGAUGCUACAUAGGGUGGUGCGGCGGGUGUGGUGUGCUCUGUGCUGGAGCAUGAGUGCACAGACGCUAUGGUGGAAACACCCAUGUAGCAUGUAGCCACAUGCUGUGCCACAUGGAUGCAGGUCACCUGAGAGCUCAGGAAUUUAGGCAGUGUAGGGAAAGUCAUCUAUCAACAAAUUGUUCUUCUGUCCACGUUAUGCAUCGGAAUUACUCGCUUUGAAUUUAUUUUCUACAGGCUUUUUUAUAUGUUCCGACGUUUCCUUUGACACCAAACCUUAAUUAUUUUCCUCUGUUCAAAAUGUCAGUGUACUUUAGAAAUGUUAUUUUGGAUUGUGUAUGUAAAUUAUUUUCAAAGAAAUCUAACAAAUCAAAAUGGGAUGCAAACUAAGGGAGCUACCUCUUCCAGUCUGUUUUUCCUAUUGUUAUUAUAAUGUUCCUUGCAUUUCUGGCUUCAUGUUGAUGCAUCUGGCUGUAUAUCAUAAUUUCAGUUAGGUGCAAAUUGUGGUAGGACUGUAUGUACUAUAUACUGUGAUUUCUUUCUUUUUUUACCAAUUAUAAACUAUUAAAGUUCCUUUGCAUUUGUUUA
This is a messenger RNA of Gadus morhua (Atlantic cod), 4748 nucleotides long. It is a transcript of the gene lgr4, whose product is annotated as leucine-rich repeat containing G protein-coupled receptor 4. The record is from RefSeq and is a predicted model, not a curated record. Gene Ontology annotation, biological process: hormone-mediated signaling pathway; adenylate cyclase-activating G protein-coupled receptor signaling pathway; activation of adenylate cyclase activity. Bases 1 to 2997 code for a protein of 998 amino acids. The transcript is spliced from 18 exons. Gene Ontology annotation, molecular function: protein binding; G protein-coupled peptide receptor activity. Gene Ontology annotation, cellular component: plasma membrane. NCBI's taxonomy places the organism in Eukaryota, Metazoa, Chordata, Actinopteri, Gadiformes, Gadidae.